Molecule: messenger RNA, 1569 nt
Organism: Phoenix dactylifera (date palm)
Lineage: Eukaryota; Viridiplantae; Streptophyta; Magnoliopsida; Arecales; Arecaceae
Gene: ENT1
Product: equilibrative nucleotide transporter 1
Biological process (GO): nucleoside transmembrane transport
Cellular component (GO): plasma membrane
Molecular function (GO): nucleoside transmembrane transporter activity
Source: RefSeq, a predicted model, not a curated record
GCGACGACGACGAGCGGAGGACCCUCCUCGCGCGCCGCUCUAUCGCACGGCGGAGAUGAGGAGGCGGCGAGGGCCCGGGCCAUCGGGGCGGUCCCUAAGGACAACUUCCACGUCGCGUACCUCGUGUACUUCACCCUGGGGGCCGGGUUCCUCGUCCGGGAACGCUUCAUCACGGCUGUCGAUUACUUCGAUUACCUCUAUCCGGCGUCCCCGGUGGACCGAGUCUUCUCGGUGGUCUACAUGCUUCUCGCCUCCUCCUCCUCCUUCUCAAUCGUCGGGUGGGCCCACAAGUCGAGCGCGCCGGUGAGGAUCAACGCCGGGCUGGUGCUCUUCGCGGUGGCGCUCCUCGUCGUGCCGGUGAUGGACGCGGCGUAUGUGAAGGGAGUGAGGGGACUUUAUUCGGCUUACGAUGUCACCGUCGCCGCCGUUUUGCUCUCCGGGAUCGCGGACGCGCUCGUCCAGGGAGGGGUCAUCGGGGCCGCCGGCGAGCUCCCCAAGCGGUACAUGCAGGCUGUCGUUGCCGGCACCGCCGCUUCCGGAGUACUUGUUUCAGCCAUGAGAAUACUUACCAAAGCCAUCUAUCCUCAAGAUGCUGAUGGUUUAAGAAAAAGUGCAAACCUCUACUUUAUUGUCAGUAUUGUGGUGAUGGUCAUCUGUCUUGUUUGCUACAAUGUGGCAGACAGGCUUCCUGUUGUCCAGUAUUAUAAAGACGUUAAACUGCAAGCUCAAAAAGAAGAGAAUAGUGAGAAAGGUUCCAUGACUGGAUCUGCUUGGAGGUCAAGCUUGUGGGAUAUUGUAGGAAGAGUCAAAAGUUUUGGGUUUGGAAUCUUUCUUAUCUAUGUUGUUACUCUGUCCAUAUUUCCGGGAUAUAUCACAGAGGACGUGCACUCUAAGGUUCUUAAGGACUGGUACCCAAUUGUGCUUAUUGCUGGAUACAAUGUGUUUGAUUUGGUUGGGAAGUCUUUGACUGCAUUCUAUCUCCUUGAGAAUGCAAGUAUUGCACUUGCUGCCUGUGUUGCAAGGCUGCUGUUUUAUCCUCUGUUCCUGGGUUGCCUCCAUGGUCCUGAAUUCUUCCGAACAGAAAUUCCGGUCACGGUAUUGACAUGCCUUCUGGGGUUAACAAAUGGUUAUUUCACUUCCGUUCUGAUGAUUCUUGCGCCAAAAACUGUGCCAAUUCAGCAUGCUGAGACUGCAGGGAUUGUAAUUGUUUUGUUCCUAGUGAUUGGCUUAGCAGUUGGUUCGAUUGUAGCCUGGUUUUGGGUCAUUUAGCUAAAUUGUGCCAUAAUUUCCAAAUGCCUCAACUCAAGGCUUGCUUUAUCUAUGCAUCUAUUAUAUUUGAUGUAAGACGCAUCUUGAGUCUGGUACAGUGAUGCUCUAGUGAUGCUUCAGAAUAUAAAAUUGUAUGGUGAUAGUUGAUAAACUGUGAUGUCUGUGCUAGUCCAUUCGACUCUUCAAUGUAUGGAUGUUCCAUUCUGUAUAUACAACCUUCCCGUUCUCUUAUUUUAUUUGUCAAGGGAAGCACUAAGCAGGCAUAUUAAGUGUUUGAGCCAUGGAUGCAACGAUCUGCUA